AUGGACGUGUUCUCUGAACUCAACGCCCCUGCUGUGGCCAUGGCAUCCGCCUUAACGGUGGCUGCCGGUGCUUAUUUGAAUGCGAAGCUUGCCAUUGCCACUGAUCUGCGAACAAUAUAUAGCGAUAAGGCUGCUGUAAAGCGGUUAAACGAGCGCAUUGCUCAGCUCGAUGGCUCAACAACCAUCUACAAGAUACUCGAGCGGGCGGUGGAUGUUGGAGGACGAGGUGCCACCGAUGCGCUCUGGUUUGAGCAGAAGACAUGGUCAUACAGCCAAUUGAAAGACUUGGCCGACAGAAUGGCUGCUCUUUUGAAGAGUCGUGAUAUCAGCCCCGGUGAUACAGUGGGUGUCUUUACCACCAACUCACCGGAGAUGGUCGUGACUGUGUAUGCUUUGUCAAAAUUGGGUGCUGUGGCAGCAAUGAUAAAUACCAACCUACGAGUGACAGACGAUACCUUCAUCCAUUGCCUCAACGUCUCCGGUUCCAAAUUAAUCAUUUCAAGCGCAGAUCUGUCUCAACAUGUCUGCACUGACCUGCCACACCUCACACUCCACAUUGACUCAUUCCAAGGUGCCGAAACAGGAGCAACCGAGCUCAUCACAUCGGAAACUCUGCAGCAAUUCUCCCCAUCAGGACUUGCAGCAGCCAAGAGAAACCCAAAAGACCUCUGUAUCCUGAUUUACACAUCAGGAACAACUGGAAAGCCCAAGGCCUGCGCGAUCCGCAACAUGCUCACCCUGAUAACCUCCACCCCACUCUCAUCAGACGCCAAUAACCCCUCAAAAUACCACCCAUUCCGUGUAUACUCGCCCCUCCCCCUCUUCCACGGCACGGCCUUCUUCAUCGGUCUAUGCACCGCCAUCGGAAACGGAGGCACAUUAUGUCUAGGACGGAAAUUCUCUGCCUCACGUUUCUGGAAGGAGGUACACGACUCAGGCGCAACACGCAUUCUGUACAUCGGCGAGUUAUGCCGGUACCUUCUCGCGACGCCGCCAUCGCCCUAUGACCAAGACCACAAGUGCAUCGUGGCAAGCGGGAACGGACUACGUGGGGAGAUCUGGGAGAAGUUCCGUAAGCGCUUCAAUGUCCCUGAGAUCCGCGAGUUCUACCGCUCAACCGAGGGAAUUGCCAAAUUCGAUAACCACGGUGUUGGAGCUUGGGGUGUUGGUAAGGUCGGGUUUUCUGGGCCUAUACGUCGGUUCUUGGAAGAUGAUACUUUCAUAGUCAAGUAUGAUACCGAUACCGAGAUGCCAUACCGGGAUCCCGUUACUGGGUUCUGCGUGAUGGCUGCGCUUGGACAGGAGGGUGAGGCAAUUGGCCGUGUCCGGGACCGUGGGACGCUGAUUGAGUAUCUUGGUAAUAAGGGUGCGACGGAAGAGAAGCUUAUACAUGAUGUGUUCCAGACGGGGGAUUUAUUCCAGCGGACUGGUGAUCUUGUUGUUCAAGAUGAAUCUGGGUGGGUGAAAUUCCAAGAUCGGGUUGGUGACACUUUCCGCUGGAAGGGUGAGAACGUUAGUGCGGGAGAGAUUCGGGACCAUAUUUGUCGGAUUGAGGGCGUGCAUGAUGCUGUGGUAUAUGGUGUGAAGCUGGACGGAUAUGAUGGUCAAGCUGGAGCCGCUGGUAUCACGCUGGAAUCACCAGCAGCCGAGGCAGAAUUGAUCUCAACCUUGUACAAGGAGCUCAAGAAGAAGGGUGUUCCUUCAUAUGCUCUGCCUCGAUUGGUCCGACUCACCGAGAAGGUUGCCACAGGUGUCACUUUCAAGCAGGCUAAAGGGGAUUUAGCGAAGAAGGGUUGGAAUCCUCGCCAGGACGGUGGUGGUGACAUUCUGUACUGGUUGGACGGCACAAAGUAUCAGAAGUUGGAAGAGAAAAGUUGGGCAGAGAUUGAGAGUGCUAAUAUGAUGCAUAAGCCCCCCGCGAACGCCGACCCCCACACCGAGGAUGAGCCCCCGCCCCCGCCUGCCAACUGGCCCACCACCGUUGAGCGUCUGGUCGAGCGGUGGGGUUGGGUCCAUACCAUUGCUCUCCUCGCUGUCGUCCUCGUCUUCUCUUUGGUCUGGCGGCUGUCGCAUGGCCAGAUUAAUCUCUGGCAGUAUCGCCAACAACGCGCCGCUGAUUCUGAGGCCGGGAUUGAACUUCAGGAUGCUGAGCCUGCUCGCCCUCCUGGUGCCCGUGACCGUCCCCGUGGCCGUGGCCGUGGCCGUCGCCCUCUCGCCAACCCCGCUGUGGUUUCUGGCCCAGCUAGCAAUACCCGGGGCAAGGCCAGGGCCAGGGCUAGGGCGGCCGCUGCCGCCGCUGCCGCCGCUCUCGCCGCCCAGACCUAG
Molecule: messenger RNA, 2325 nt
Organism: Penicillium expansum
Lineage: Eukaryota; Fungi; Ascomycota; Eurotiomycetes; Eurotiales; Aspergillaceae
Product: putative bifunctional fatty acid transporter/acyl-CoA synthetase (FAT1)
Exons: 7
Coding region: 1-2325 (774 amino acids)
Molecular function (GO): long-chain fatty acid-CoA ligase activity; long-chain fatty acid transmembrane transporter activity
Source: RefSeq, a predicted model, not a curated record